This is a messenger RNA of Papaver somniferum (opium poppy), 2013 nucleotides long. RefSeq lists its product as uncharacterized. The transcript has 5 exons. Lineage: Eukaryota; Viridiplantae; Streptophyta; Magnoliopsida; Ranunculales; Papaveraceae. The coding region runs from base 479 to 1834 and encodes 451 amino acids. Gene Ontology annotation, biological process: lipid catabolic process. The record is from RefSeq and is a predicted model, not a curated record.
CUCAUUUUACAUGUGAAGUUGUGGUCAAACCAAGAAUGCCCAUUUUCUCUGCUCCUCCAUGUUUUAUUUAGUGGGCGUUCCUCAAAGUUCAUGAGGUUUCCUUCUCCAUUUCUGCAACUGAAACUCAAGAAGGUUCUAUCUUUCUUACAUUCUCGUUAAUUCCGUUCCCCUAUUUUUGAUUCACAGAAUUGCGAUCAUUACUAGGAAAACAUUGUUGUUGAUUCUAAAUAUACUGAUCUAUCUAUUUUCUUGAUUCGUACAUAUUCCAUUCAGUUGUACUUGUCCUCAAUUUAUUUCUCCGGGAUUUUAAUAAAAUUUGUCUGAUCUUUAUAUUUCAUCUUACAAAACGUUAUAUCCCUCUGUAUCAAUGAAGAAGAAACCACAAUUUUACAAUCCCAAAGGCGAAGGCCAGUUGUUUCGAAAUUAGAUUUUCUAGGAUUCAUUUUAACUAUAUAUUGGAAAAUCUUGUGGCGAGAAAAUGUCAAUAAUCUGUGGAUUGCCCAUACUGGAAUGUGUCUACUGUCUGGCUUGUGCUCGUUGGGGAUAUAAACGAUGCCUUCAUACGGCAGGUCAUGAGAGUGAGAGCUGGGGCAUUGCUAGUGUUGAAGAGUUCGAGCCUGUUCCUCGUCUCUGUCGAUUAAUUCUUGCUGUAUACGAAGAUGAUAUACGAAACCCUCUUUGGGCUCCAGUUGGUGGGUAUGGUAUCAAUCCAGAUUGUUUGAUUCUUCGAAAGACAUACAAAGACACCUGUGGCAGUACUCCUCCUUACAUAAUAUACGUUGAUCAUGAUAAUGUCGAUAUAGUCCUUGCUAUUAGGGGUCUAAAUUUGGCAAAAGAGAGCGAUUAUGCUGUUCUAUUAGAUAACAAGCUCGGGCAGAUGAAGUUUGAUGGUGGGUAUGUCCACAAUGGCCUUUUAAAGGCAGCUGGGAGGGUUCUUGAAGCCGAGUGUGAUGUUUUGAAGGAAUUGGUGGAGAAAUAUCCAAAUUAUACUCUAACAUUUACGGGUCAUUCUCUUGGGUCAGGGGUGGCUGCACUGUUGGCCAUUGUUGUGGUGCAGAAUCGGGAUAGACUAGGGAAUAUAGAUAGACGUAGAGUGAGGUGCUAUGCUAUAGCCGCAGCUAGAUGUAUGUCCUUGAACUUAGCAGUGAGAUAUGCGGACAUCAUCAAUUCUGUUGUGCUGCAGGAUGAUUUCUUACCCCGGACAGCCACCCCCUUGGAAGAUAUUUUCAAGUCCCUCUUCUGUUUGCCGUGUAUAUUGUGCUUAAGGUGCAUGAGAGAUACAUGCAUACCAGAAGAGAGGAUGCUAAAAGAUCCUAGACGACUGUAUGCCCCUGGUCGACUAUAUCACAUUGUUGAGAGGAAGCCUUUCAGAUUGGGAAGAUUUCCACCAGUUGUGAGAACAGCAGUGCCCGUGGAUGGGAGGUUUGAACACAUAGUUCUUUCCUGCAAUGCCACUUCGGACCAUGCCAUCCUUUGGAUUGAAAAAGAAGCGGAGAGGGCGUUAAAAUUAAUGUCGGAAAAGGAUAAAUUCAUGGAGAUUCCAGCGAAACAGAAAAUGGAGCGACAAGAAACUUUAGCAAGAGAACACACUCAAGAACAUAAGGCAGCACUGCAGCGGGCAAUCACUUUAGCUGUUCCUCAUGCCUUCGCUCCAUCUCCAUAUGGAACGUUCGAUGAUGAUGAUGGAGGAAGCUCUUCUUCUGCUCGUAGUGGUAAUAAAAGCAGUGGAUCCUCCAAGAAGAACAAGCCGAGGGAGAGUUGGGAUGAAUUAAUUGAACGUCUGUUUGAGAAGGAUGUUUCCGGUCAUAUGCAACUUAAGAAGUCUCAAGUGUAAGUAUACUUGGCCAAACAAAAGUAAAAGAGAAAAUAAAAAAUAAAAAAUCCUGAUGAAAAGAUGAAGACACCAUUCAUUUUAUUUAUUCUUAAGAUGCAUGUAUUAUACUGUCAUUCAUAUAUGAUAUGAUUUGUGUUGCUGUGUCAUUUACUGGACACAGUGGACUCGUUUUUGUGGUA